CAAAAUAUGCUGCUUUUUUUUUCAACACAUAUAGUAAAUAUGAGGAACUGGUUUAUGGAAUUCAUAAACCUUGAGCUGAGUGAAUGACAAUGCUCCGAGGCACUUUAGGUACUUUUGGGUUUUUUUUUUCAAUCUGCUGGAUGAGCCAAUUUUGGUGCUUCCCUCAUCACCAGUUCGUUUUAAGUAGUCGGUGGAAGCAAUCUAAAAAGUCUCUGAAAGAUAUUGAUUCAGGGAGGUUAAUUCCCAAAGUGACAUUUUUCUUUUUUAUGAAACUAAAUUUUCGUAAUUGUAGGAGUCCUUUGAGGCCAUCAAAUAUCGGUUUUCAUCUGCUGUGCUUCCACUUCCCCGGCCAAGUUACUACUAAGCAGGCCCGACUCUGCAUUUUGUUUAUUAAACUCUUCGAUGGCAGCUUGGGAAUUGGCGAUUCUCUGUAAUUUUUCAAACUCUUCUUAUUGUUCUUUUGGUAACUUUGGUGGAGAUGGAGUGAAAUCAGUGCCAAACUUGUUACCGGAGAAGCGAACUGCAGAGGAUGAAAUCCCUCUUGCCGCGAUAGUUUGUUUAAUAGCUGGCCUUAUUCUAAACAU
Hyphopichia burtonii NRRL Y-1933 is the source of this 584-nucleotide messenger RNA. RefSeq lists its product as uncharacterized. The coding region runs from base 84 to 434 and encodes 116 amino acids. The record is from RefSeq and is a predicted model, not a curated record. The transcript has a single exon. NCBI's taxonomy places the organism in Eukaryota, Fungi, Ascomycota, Pichiomycetes, Serinales, Debaryomycetaceae.